Molecule: messenger RNA, 1212 nt
Organism: Kwoniella botswanensis
Lineage: Eukaryota; Fungi; Basidiomycota; Tremellomycetes; Tremellales; Cryptococcaceae
Exons: 7
Coding region: 1-1212 (403 amino acids)
Biological process (GO): L-valine biosynthetic process; L-leucine biosynthetic process
Cellular component (GO): mitochondrion
Molecular function (GO): branched-chain-amino-acid:2-oxoglutarate transaminase activity
Source: RefSeq, a predicted model, not a curated record
AUGACAGCGACCAAAACCAACGGCCAUACCUUGGCGCCCAUCCAAGCAUCUUCACUCUACUUCACCCCACUUCCACCUACCCACGUCGUCCCACCGGGCAAAGAAUCUCAUGGUCGAUAUAUGCUCACUAUCCCUUGGAACAGAGUAUCAGGAUGGGGUCAACCUAGAAUUGGUCCAAGACAGGAUUUGACGUUUGAUCCUUUGGCUGGUGUCUUACAAUACGCUGUCACUUGUUUCGAGGGUAUGAAGUGCUACAAGACGGAUGAAGGUGAUUUGAGAUUAUUCAGGCCUAAGAAGAACUUUGAUAGAUUGAAGAGAUCGGCGGGAAGACUUGGUCUACCUUGCGAAUGGGAUAACGACGAAUUACUCGAAUUAUUCGCCAAACUCAUGGCUUUGGAACAACCCCUCGUCCCAUCCACUGACGGAUCCAACCUCUACAUCCGACCCACCCUGCUCGAGACUUCCGAAGGUUUCGGUAUCAAGGAAGAUGCCUUCGCCGCCGAAGCUCUGUUAUAUGUUGUCACUACCCUCAACUUAGGUUUAGGUUUAUACCCAUCUUCAGAAGGUGAUAAAGGUAUAAAAUUAGACGCUUGUAAUGAGUACAUCAGAGCUUGGCCAGGAGGAACAGGUAGUUACAAGCUGGGAGCCAACUAUGGUACCGUCAACAUUUCUAAAAAACCUGGAUACGCAAUGUCAUUAUGGCUUCACGGUAAAGAAGAUUUCAUCUCGGAAGCUGGAGCUAUGAACGUGUUCAUCAUCAAGGAAGCUCCUGAUGGAUACCUUGAAUUCAUCACUAUGCCUUUGUCCAACGGUAUCGUUCUCCCCGGUAUAACUCGUGAAUCCAUCAUUGAGCUUCUCCAAGAUCACGCUUCGGACAAACAAGAUUUCCCGUUAGAAGGUGUACCCAAGAAGAUCAGAGUCGUAGAACGGGAUUUCAGUAUGCCUGAGAUCAUCAAAGGUUUGGAGGAUGGUACUUUGAAGGGUAUGUUCGGCUGCGGUACUGGAGUCGUAGUCGUCACUGUCGGUGAAAUUCAAUAUCAAUCCCGAACGUACAAGAUCCCUUCCAACCCUAUCAUCAAAGUACUUCGAGAUACGAUGACGGGUAUACAGAGAGGCAAGAUAGACGAAGGUAGAUCGUGGAGUUUCCAAGUUCCCGAAUGGAAUCCUCAAGGCAAAGAGGGUGAACAGGAGGAGCAUGUGACCGCCGCUUAA